Marasmius oreades (fairy-ring Marasmius) is the source of this 3345-nucleotide messenger RNA. RefSeq lists its product as uncharacterized. NCBI's taxonomy places the organism in Eukaryota, Fungi, Basidiomycota, Agaricomycetes, Agaricales, Marasmiaceae. Gene Ontology annotation, biological process: response to oxidative stress. Gene Ontology annotation, molecular function: monooxygenase activity; heme binding; oxidoreductase activity, acting on paired donors, with incorporation or reduction of molecular oxygen. The transcript has 31 exons. The coding region runs from base 1 to 3204 and encodes 1067 amino acids. The record is from RefSeq and is a predicted model, not a curated record.
AUGGCGUCGAUUGCAAGAAACACUUCCCUCUUCAAGAGGGCGCAGCGGGAAAGCAGCGUCUCGACAGAAACUUCUUCCAAUGAAGGAACCCCAACCCCAACCGCUGGGGCUUCUGCAACUGCGAAAGGAAAAAUGUUGAAGGACACGAAUGAACAGGUGAAGAAGGGCGGGACUGUUCACCCUCAACACAGUGCUCUGUCAACUGUCCUUGACGCCGUGAGACACGCGGAUUCUAUUGACGAUAGGAAGCUGCUCCUCGAACAUGGACUCGCAUUGAUAUCCAACCUUCCUCCGGGUAAGGUUCAACAAGACCUACAAGAUCAAGUCAUUAAGCUCUUGUAUAACGAUCUUAGCCACCCCCCUGCAACUUGUAUUGGAAGCAAAUAUUCCUGGCGGUCGGCGGAUGGGUCUUUCAAUAACGUUGCCAUCCCCCAAUUAGGGAGAGCACAGGAGCCUUACGCCCGAAGUGUACAACAGUCCCAUCCUCUUCCCGCACACGAACUUCCCGAUCCUGGUCUUAUUUUUGAUACCCUACUAAGACGCGAAGGAUUUGUUAAGCACCCAGCCGGCUUAUCGUCGCUGAUGUUCUCUUUCGCUGCGCUGGUCAUUCACACUGUUUUCCGUACUUCUCACGCUGACGUCAACAUCAACGAAACGUCGUCCUACGUCGACUUGUCUCCACUUUACGGACAUAAUCAAGAGGCGCAAGAUAAAGUCCGGAAGCGCGAUGGUCGUGGGCUCCUCCAUCCUGAUGUGUUUGCAGAAGACAGAUUGCUAUUGCUGCCGCCUGCCGUGUGCGUGAUUUUGGUUCUCUUUAGCCGAAACCAUAAUUAUAUUGCCGAGAGACUCCUGGAGAUUAAUGAACGUGGAACCUUCAAUAAAGAUCCAUCCACGAUCAAAUCUGAACAAGAACUGGCCGCCCAAGAUGAGGAGCUUUUCCAGACAGCACGGCUCAUCAAUUGCGGUUGGUUCGGCUCUGCUGUGUUCACAGACUAUGUCUCCUGCAUCUUGGGACUAGUAAGACAAGGCAGCAGUUGGACCUUGGAUCCGUUUGGGGAUAUCAAAAACGAGGACCAUUCGAAUUUUGAGCGGGGUAAAGGCAACGUAUGUAGUGUUGAGUUCAAUUGCCUUUAUCGUUGGCACGCCACGACUAGUACUGAGGACGAGAAGUGGGUGGACAAAGUCUUCGAGAACAUCUUCGAAGGCAAGUCUCCGGAUGUCGUCACAGCUCAAGACUUCAAGGAUGCUGCAAAGAGAGUGCAGGCAAUGACCCCAGACAUUCAACACUGGACGUUUGGAGGAUUGCAGCGUGGAGAAGAUGGAAAGUUCAAGGACGAAGAUCUAGCAACCGUCCUCAAGAAUGCAACCGACCACCCAGCUGGGGCUUUCCGGGCAAGGGGUACUCCAGCGAGUAUGCGUUUGCAUGAAAUUAUGGGUAUCAUGCAAAACAGGCAAUGGGGUGUUUGUUCCUUGAACGAUUUCCGAAGGUAUCUCGGUCUUAAACCCUAUAGCAGCUUCCUAGAAUGGAACCCUGACCCGGAAAUUGCCCAUGCCGCGGAUAAACUUUACGGAAACAUCGAAUACCUUGAGUUAUAUGUCGGCCUUCAAGCGGAGGAAGCGAAACCUGUCGUAGAAGGCGCUGGUCUUUGCCCUGGCUAUACUAUCAGUCGUGCCAUCCUCAGUGACGCGAUUGCACUUACUCGUGGAGACAGACAUUUCACUCACGACUACACCCCUUAUAACCUCACUGCUUGGGGUUUCGCCGAUUGUCAGCGUGACCCAGGAGCAUGGGGGUUCGGAAGCACUCUCGGUCGUCUCUUCUUGAGGGCUCUUCCGGAGCAGUUCACGGAGAAUAGCACAUAUGCUUUCUUCCCACUCAUGACCCCCGACUCGAUGAAAGAAAACUUGAAGGAGUUGAAGCUCGUGGAUAAAUAUGAUAUGGCCAGAAGUGGCCCCGUCCCCGGCUAUCAAACCAUCAAGGAUUAUCGCCAAAUUGGAGAUAUCCUCAAAUCGAGCGAGUUCAAGACACCCCGAUAUCAAGAAAGAGCGAACAAAGUCAUCAAAGGGAGAGGGAAAGGGUUCUUCACCGUCUCUGAUAGCCGUGAUGAGCAAGACCGCGUCCUCAAGAUCCUGUCGCUGCCUGAGUGCCAGACCGAAACUACUCAGUACUUCUACAAACAAACCUUGAAGCUUAUCAAAGAACAUUCCUGGGGACUAUCGGGUGGCCAAAAACGUGCCGUGGAUAUCGUUCGUGACGUUUGCAAAGCUGUACCUGCUUAUUGGGCCGCUUCACUUGCUGGUAUCACACUAAAAUCCAGCCCUUCUGGUAACGGGGCGUUCACCGUCAGCGAGUUCUACGAUAUGCUAGGCGAUAUAUACACAUACAUCUUCCUGAACGUCGAGAGCGCUCAAGUCAUGGUGCUGCAGGAAAAGGUCGAAGGGCAUGUACGCAAACUCCUAGGCCAGAUCGAGAGCGGACUUCACUUGGGUUUGAAGAGGCUCUCGGUCUCCGGCAUCCUUGACACAAUGUCCUCCUUGUUCUCGAAACCGAAGGCAAACGAACAGCACAUUCUGGUCAAGAAACUUCAAGAGCAAGGUUCUUCGGCUAACCAAACCGCGGUCACUGUUUUGGCCAUUAUGGUCGGAACUGUGCCAGAGCUUUCUUUGGCUUUGACCAACAUGAUCCAUCUCUGUCUCAAGAACCAGGUGGAACAAAAUGUCCGAACAGAGGCCAAUUCAGGCUUUGAAAACUUUGCAAAGGAAUCUCUUCGCCUCGACCCACCAUUCCAGGGAGUUUUCCGUGCUGCAUCCGGCGACGUUUCAAUCGCAGAAAGCUCCAUCAAGAAAGGAACUGAACUGUUCUUGGACCUUGCUAGCGCGUGUCAAGACUCAAAGAUCUAUGCCAAUCCCGACUCCUUCAACCCCGCCCGAAGUACCAAGCACCACCUUUUCACCGACGAUGGUAUUUACAGGUGUUUGGGAGAAUCGUUGACCGAGAAGAUCAUGGGCCAAGUGCUCAAAGCUGUUUUCAGUCUCAAGAAUAUCGGCAAAGCACCCGGACAAUCUGGAGAACUGAAAAGGUUCAAGGAUCAUAAACGUCCAGAACUGCAUUGGGCGUACCUCAAUGAUUCUAAAAAGGUCUCCGCUUGGCCUACCUCAAUGCACGUAACGUACGACCCCGAGCCAUCUGUUAACGGCGUCUAGGAAACCGGGUUUCUGACUCUUUGAAUCUCGUCCAUAACAUGCUGACCUCAUUAUACCCAUACGAUGUUUUCCGUACUUGUUACAGUCAUUGUACAUAUGAGAAGGAAAAAUAAAAGUUCUGUAUCUCGCAGAUAUCGAGAC